AUGCAACCAGGUAUGGAUAUAGCUCGUAUUCAGGCUUAUGCUCAAGGGUCAGAGGAUCGUAGGCACCAGCGAGAGUCAAUCUCGGAGCAGAGUAGUAGUCAGCCCAAGAGGGCUAGGCAGAGACAGAGUUCUUAUGUAUCGGGUUCUCAGCAGCAGGUGGGGUCAGGGCAGGAGGUGAUGCCCCCUCCUCGAUGUGCGACUUGUGGGAAACGUCAUGUAGGACUGUGUCGUCAGGGUGUAUGCUAUACUUGUGGUGAUCCGGGGCACUAUGCUAGAGAUUGCCCACAAAAAGUGGGUAGUAUUGUUCCUGAGAAUUCGGUAACAGAAUCGUCACCCUCAGUGAGAGCCCCAGAGAUAGGACUCCAGACAUCUUCCGACCGAGGUAGGGGGCAAAGGUGGAGCAUCUAG
Lycium barbarum (goji berry) is the source of this 408-nucleotide messenger RNA. RefSeq names its product DEAD-box ATP-dependent RNA helicase 3A, chloroplastic-like. NCBI's taxonomy places the organism in Eukaryota, Viridiplantae, Streptophyta, Magnoliopsida, Solanales, Solanaceae. Bases 1 to 408 code for a protein of 135 amino acids. Gene Ontology annotation, molecular function: zinc ion binding; nucleic acid binding. The transcript is spliced from 2 exons. The record is from RefSeq and is a predicted model, not a curated record.